AAAAUUCUUCACCUAUUUCUCUAUUCAUCGUUUCAGCCUGUGUCAUCCUGUCGCGGUAACGGCGGUGAUUCCGUCCCAGUGGUCGGAAUGUGCGAUGCUGUUGGACGACCGGCUAAUUUAGGAGCCUAUAUUGACCGAUUAGUUGAAACACUAGUAGUAAACAGUACGGGUAGCCCACAACAACAACAACAACAACAACAACAACAACGGAUGGUAAGUCCAACUAUUUCGAGAGAGGAACAAUCCGAUCUCCCUUUGUCAUACAAUCAAAUAAAUUGUCUCGAAAAUGUCCAUCGCCUCCUGAAAUCCCAGUCUCGACCGGAAACACCCACGAAAUGCGAACAGGAUGAUUCAACUACAACUGCGUCCAUCCCGUUGACACGAGAAGUCCUACAAGCACACACGAGACGAUGGGAGGAACAAUAUCGAGACACUUGGCAUCGUCGUUUGAAACGAAUGUCAGCCGAGGUGUUACCCGGUGCCCCAGCCCAUAACUGUACGCCGCCUGCUCACUGGCCAACUGCGAAGCGAGAAGAGUUUUACCGUAGCCUCGCCCCGAAUCCUCCACCGCCACCGGGAAUCAACUUCCAGGUAAGCUUUGAUAGUAAUAUCUUUUGGGAAGGGUCUUUAAUACAUUCCUCUCCUACAGAUCACCACCAUACCGUUACCUCCCGUGGAUGA
This is a messenger RNA of Haemonchus placei, 681 nucleotides long. Lineage: Eukaryota; Metazoa; Nematoda; Chromadorea; Rhabditida; Trichostrongylidae. The record is from the annotation of a GenBank genome assembly.